Clonostachys byssicola is the source of this 1230-nucleotide messenger RNA. The record is from the annotation of a GenBank genome assembly. Lineage: Eukaryota; Fungi; Ascomycota; Sordariomycetes; Hypocreales; Bionectriaceae.
AUGUCCUCAAGCCGCCAUGGGAAGCAGACCGACUCAGCUGGGAUGUAUGAGAAUACGCCUAGCAGCGGCACGUCCCGGUCCCUUUCAUGGCCGAAUGGUUCAAUAUGGAAUGCAGGCAGCACCAAUGAUCUAGUGCCACCAAAGGAUCCGGCAGACCUUAUCCAGGAACUCUUAAGACACGCGCAGAUAUUAGCUUGCAUGAGAUGGCUAGGGGAAUUCCAGAUUCUGGCUUACAUCCCGUCGGACCAAAGAGUUGGAUACGCGGAUCUGGCAGACUUGACCGGCGUGCCUGAAGUGCAGAUCCGGCGAGUUGUUCGAACGACGGCCAGUAUUGGUUUAUUGUGCGAACCUCAGCCAAGUUAUGUGGCACACACGCCUCUAUCAAUCCAGUUCCUGAAGCGGCCGUCUCUGUUCGAUGCUCUAAUGUUUGCUACCGACACUGUCAUCCCGACCUCUCAGAGCAUGGCCGAAGCAACGCGACAAGAAGUAGAGCAUUCCGAAGCCAUCAAGAGCCCAUUUCAGAUCGCGACGCAUUUCUCAUCUGCACUGCCAGUCGCUUGCAAGGCAGAUCCACGGCUACUUCGGAGGUCGUGUGCCUUUCAGCGUCUCGGCUCUCUCAGCAAAGCCAAGGCUCUCACGAAGCUCCUUUCGCCGAUUGAUUGGGAGGGGCUCGGCCAGGCGACCGUGGUUGAGAUUAAUGCCGGGUCUACUGUUACGGCGAGGGCGCUAUCUGGAAGAAACCACUCUGUUCGCUUCAUCCUACAAUUGUCCCCGGACACGGCGAGGAAAGUAGAAUCGAAUAACUUGAUCAUUGAAAGUCGCACCCUUGGGGCUCCUCAACGUCAAGAAAAUGCCGCUCUCUACCUCUUGCAUCUCCCUGACCCCUUUUCUUUUUCAUCUUCGGCAGACCAUGCUGAAGCAUCGAAGGCAGAGCUCCGUGCUCACCUUGACGUGCUCAGGGCAAAUGAAAAGGCUACACUGAUCUUGAUCACGGAGAUUCUACCUGAGAGUGGCACGGCCAGUGGCCCAGUGGAGUCUACAGCCUGCAUGAAAGACCUACUACUCAUGCAGAUGGGUCACAGAGAGGCACUGGACGUGGGCCGUCUAGGGGCGUUGUUGGAAAGUGUCCGCGAGGACGCAGACCAUCUCACAAUUGUGAAUAAGUUCAUGGCACCAGACUAUCCAUUACUGGCGUUUGAACUACGCACUCGCCCGCCCUCUGCUGGAUGA